Xiphias gladius (swordfish) is the source of this 2928-nucleotide messenger RNA. RefSeq names its product histidine triad nucleotide-binding protein 3-like. Bases 738 to 1187 code for a protein of 149 amino acids. Gene Ontology annotation, molecular function: catalytic activity. The record is from RefSeq and is a predicted model, not a curated record. Lineage: Eukaryota; Metazoa; Chordata; Actinopteri; Istiophoriformes; Xiphiidae. The transcript is spliced from 7 exons.
AACCGAAACAGUAAAGGUACUAAAACUGGUAUUGACACAGAGAGCCUGCAGAGUAGGUAAUACUCAUCAGGUCAUCACCUUAUCAUGUCACUUCAUGUUUUUCUUUAGAAGGGCACAUUGUCUGAAAUGCAGUUAACCACAUUAUCACGACGUAAUUGCAACAUGGUGGAGGUUCGCGGGCUUCAGGGCAUCUGAAGGGGCCGGGUCUUCGUGCCAGUAGCGCACUUUGCCUGGUUGGUGAUCCAGUCUUAGAGCCUGGGGGAUAUUAUGGGGGAUUCUAGGGUUUUUAUUGGGUGCUGCAACAAAAUCAGAGUAAUUGUGUGUAACUGUAAAAGAAUUGUUCGACAUUUUCUAUCUUCAAAUCUACUUCUUUACUUUCCUGCCAUGAUUGAUGCCACUCUCAUAUCUGCUCAAUCAACAUAAAGCUGCAUCUAGGAGGCCCUUAGCUUAGCUUAGCUUAGCUUAGUAUAAGGAUCGAAACGGAGGGGAACAGCUAGCCCUGCUCCGUCGGUAACAAAACCCACCUAACGCAUCAUAUUUCAUACAAAAACCAAAGUGUUGAAAUAAAGAACCCAUUGUGGUUUUAUGGAUGGUUAUAUCAGUGGACCGGCUCUAUUAUCUCUGUCUCCGGCUGGUUGCCCUGUCUCCUGAUCGCAGACACGCCCAGGUGUCACAGUCGGUAGUCCGCCAGGAGAGAGCCCAUAGUCUCCCAACGGCAACAACUUAAAACAGCAAUAAUGGGGUCUCAGGACGCCUCGGGGAGCGAAGACUGCCAUUUUUGCCAAAUAGCAAACAACCGGACUGACACAGAAAUCCUGCUGAGUGGCGACGAGCUGGUGUGCUUUCGUGACGUGAAGCCCGGUGCCGCACAUCACUACCUCGUGGUUCCCAGGAGGCAUAUCGACAACUGUAAAACUCUCCGGGCGGACAGCGUCCCUCUGGUGGAGCGGAUGGAAAAAAUGGGAAUGAGUAUACUGGAGAAGAACAAAGUCUGCGACCUAGAUGACAUCAGGUUGGGGUUUCAUCUGCCUCCAUUCUCAUCCGUUCCCCACCUCCACCUCCAUGCCCUGGCUCCGGCCAGUGAGAUGAACUUGAAGUCGCAGCUUCGCUAUGGGCCGCAGUCUUACUGGUUCAUCACAGUGGACAAAGUGCUCUCUCAGCUGAAGACUGAUGGCAAGGUCAAAUGAGGAGCAUCGAAGCAUCAAGCACCUACACAAAUGUCUGAGCAACACUGUUGGGAGGAAAAACACAGAAUUCAUUAUGAGAAGACAAAAAACCCAAACAUUAGAUUACCGUGGGAAUGCUGGAGGUCCACAUGGGCCUAAAUACAGCAAACAAUGAUACAAUGGUUCCUUUUAAUUUAAUUAUUUACUUUUAUUAUCACUCAAGAUUCCAUUAGCGCUUUCCAGAUCAUGUUAAUUGGCAGCGUGUGCCAGUGGGUGCAUAGAUAUCUAAAGGGUUUGUUGGCAGGUUUUCUUUUCUUCUUCAAAAUUUGGCCAAAUCUGUGAAUUUCCAAUCGGACUGCUCAAUAAGAUGUGGGUUUUAAGUCUUUGUGUUCGUUCACAUGAAAGUUGGACCAUUAGAAACUGGCAGCUAGCUGUUUGUUUUCAUUAAGCCACAUGGGAGACAUUAUUUACCUCAAUUUUUCUGUCAUUUUUUCCGAAUAAUUUGUAUACUUCUACGUAAGAAAAUUACAUCAACAUUAUGAUAGAAAGAAUUGACUUUUAGUGUUUUUAACUGCACAGGUUUUGGGAGUUGUAGGUGACAGUAUGUCAGCAGCACCAUUUGUAUAUCUUUUCUUAGACCAAGGAGGUUUUCAUAUAUGAAAGGCUCUACAUGUUAACCAAGUUCUAUAUAGCAAGGCAGUUGCAACUUCUUCCAUUGUUAAUUCAUCAGGUUUAACCAUUUUUCCAUUUCAUUCAUAUACUCACUUCAAUAAUAACAAUUUGGUGUAUAUUUGUGUUCUGAAUAGUAUCACAACCUUUCUUUUUUAAUAAAAUGCUGGAUUGCUCUUCAAAAACAAAGUCAUCACUAAACAGUGACUGAAGAUGCUUUGCAGGUCGUACUCUUCAUAACAAUGACGGUUCUUUCUAUUCGCCACUUGAUGUCACUACAGUAACUUGCAACUCAAAACGAUAGUCGAUAUUUUUUGUUUUAUGGAGGGGCAGGGUAGAGGGCCCACAUGCACCAACGGGCCUCAUAAAGUGAUUUUCAACCUUUUUAUUUUUCAUUUAAAAGUGAUAAAGCAGGGAACAACAUAAACAUAUACACUGUGUCAUUUGCCAUCAGACCUUUCUUCUACCCCUCUUUACUGGUAUGUUUGUCACAGUCCUAAAUGUUUAUGCCUGUCUGUUACCCCCCGUUUUGAAGGGGUCCCAUGGUCAGUUCCUCAAAUUUUGCUAUUUUGUUGUUUGGUAACUUGUUUUAAAAUGACAGAGACUUUAACGCCCCCACAGCAUCAAAAGUAUAACAUCACACAGGUGGUGCAGAGGGUGUCGUGAUCAUGUCUCAGAAAAAUAUACACAUUUCAUUGAACACAAACUUUAAUUUUACAACUCUCCAAAUGUUUUUUUGCUGCAUUUUAAUUAAAAAAAAAAAAAAAAGUUCCAUAGCUAAAACAUGACAGUGAGCAUGGUCAAAACUGUAUUCUGUAACACACACAAAGUAACCCCCAGCCCACCCUUGGCACCCGCCCACUGAUCGUCCCGGGGGGGGGUGCCUUUCAGUCGGCCUCCCUGAGGUUUCUUAUGGAGGCUUUUAUUGGGGAGUUUUUCCUAGUUCUUACCGAGGGCCUAAGGUUUGGGUGGGUGCUGUUUUAAUUUAAUGUCGCUGCUGUGAAGAACAUUUUAAAUACAGUAAUAUAAUAGUAAUUAAAUGGGUAUUUUGGUAAAAUCUUCAAAUUUUUUCACUGAAAACUGUACUUUGUUA